This is a messenger RNA of Mesorhabditis belari, 756 nucleotides long. Lineage: Eukaryota; Metazoa; Nematoda; Chromadorea; Rhabditida; Rhabditidae. The record is from the annotation of a GenBank genome assembly.
AUGAUCUUUUGCUUUCGUAUGCACGUAAGCUCUUUUCAGCCAAAUAAGGGACAACAACAGAAUUCUUUUGGACAAGGAACAACCGUUAGUUUCUUUGUCGAAGAGGCUACAACUCAGCCACCACCACCACCACCACCACCAACAACAACAACAACAACACAGCCCACUACGACGACAAGAAGAUCAACAACCGCAGAACCGAUUCGCUUCUUUGUCACCACCACUCGAAAAAUCGUCCCCAAUCGACCGGAGCAACGCUUUGAACUCGUUGAUGGAGAUUCGGAAAGAGAUCGUGAAGAAGUGCUUCAACCGGUGAGACCAAGACCCCAUCUACCCUCCCGGCCACAACGACCUUUCAAGAAUCGCCCAGAAACAAACACUUUUGUUCCCGUCACCCAAGCUCCGACCUUUGAGUCAACGAUCCGGUCGACGAGUCAACGAUUUUUCGUCCCUGAAUCAUUUAUUAGACAACAACAACAGGCUGAAGCGAUUCGGAGAAGAAUCCUUGCUCAACAACAAGAACAAAUUCGGCAACAACUCAUUCAACGACAAUUCCAGCAACAGCUUUCUCAGCAACUGCUUUCCCAGCAACUGCUUUCUCAGCAACAGCUUUCCCAGCAACCGAUCGUCAACAAUGCGGUUGUGUGCGCUGAUUUCGAUUCUCGAUGCCCAGCUUGGAUCGGUCAUUGCCCUUUCAAUUCAUUUGUCACUCAACGUUGCCCACUCUCUUGCGGACUUUGCCGUUUCCGUAUUCAA